This is a messenger RNA of Fusarium oxysporum Fo47, 1179 nucleotides long. RefSeq names its product Rieske [2Fe-2S] iron-sulfur domain-containing protein. The transcript is spliced from 4 exons. Gene Ontology annotation, molecular function: iron ion binding; 2 iron, 2 sulfur cluster binding. The coding region runs from base 1 to 1179 and encodes 392 amino acids. The record is from RefSeq and is a predicted model, not a curated record. Lineage: Eukaryota; Fungi; Ascomycota; Sordariomycetes; Hypocreales; Nectriaceae.
AUGCAAAGCACUCUCCCAGCAUCAUGGUACCGUGAGCCUGGCUUCUACCAGCUCGAACGGCGUGCGAUUUUUAGUAAAUCAUGGAUUCUGAUAUCCCAUUCCUGCCAGUUCAACGAGACUGGGAAAUACGUUCGCUAUGAAAUGGCUGGCUACCCAUUUUUUGUUAUUCGAGAUCGAGCCGGUAAUAUUAAUGCUUUCCUUAACAUUUGUCGCCACAGGGCAUUCCCCAUUGUCCACAAAGACUCAGGACAAGCAUCAGUAUUGUCAUGCAAGUACCAUGGAUGGUCGUACAAGAUGAACGGUGACUUGGCCAAGGCUCCACGGUUUGACAGCGUUCAAGAAUUCGACAAAGACAGCUACAAAUUGUAUAAGGUACAUACUCAUAUCGACAAGCUUGGCUUCGUCUGGGUCAACCUUGAUGCUGCCGAGACACCAACCCACAGCUGGGAGGAGCAAUUCGGCGGAGUGACUGAGCAGCCACGCCUGGCAAACUACGACUUGAACAACUAUAAGUUUGACCACACUUGGUCGAUGGAGGGCAAGUUCAACUGGAAGACUCUGAUUGAGAAUUACAACGAGUGUUACCAUUGUCCCACUGCUCAUCCAGGUCUCGCACCCUUUUUCAAGGGCAACAGGCAGAUGGUAUAUGGCUGCCAGAAACACUGGAUUGAGCACCUUGGUGGCAAAGGAGAGGAGAGAUCAAGCUCUGUCAGUCCUACAUUUGCGUUCCCAAAUGCUUCCAUCACUUUAACUCCUAUCUUGUUCUACAUGAUGUCUAUCGUUCCAACCUCGGCUACCACCAGCUUGAUGCGCUAUGAGGUUUACCGAGCUAAGGACGCCACUGAUAAAGCAUUUAGAGAAAAGCUAGACUUCUUUGCUCAAGUUGAGGGAGAGGACAAGUGGCUUGCGAAUGGAGCUCAGGGUAAUCUGAACAGCGACACUUACACCACCGGCCCAUUCCAUCCAGAGGUUGAGGAAGGUGUGACUUUUGUCACCAGCUUAAUCAAAGACGUUUUGCAUCAACACGUGGACGAGGAAAAGAAGCGUGGCGAUGAGUGGUGGCCUGCACGCAGGGCUUUAGUAAAGAAGACUUCUGAAGAGGAUGAGGUAUUCUGCCGCGGAGUUUGCCAAAACUCAACACUGAACGGCAACAGUGCGGGAGAGGAAUUGGCUUGGUGA